Linum tenue is the source of this 525-nucleotide messenger RNA. NCBI's taxonomy places the organism in Eukaryota, Viridiplantae, Streptophyta, Magnoliopsida, Malpighiales, Linaceae. The record is from the annotation of a GenBank genome assembly.
AUGUACCGGGGAAUCCAGCGGGCGCAGGGGAAGCGAGUGGUGGACCACGGCAGGGAAUUCACGCUCCUGGUCGAGGUCAGCUCGGCGGCGGAGAUCGACGGGUUCGCCGACCACAGCGACGUCGGCGCCGAACAGCGGAGGUACCGGCUCAACAUAUGGGUCGACCCGGCGUCCCGGUUCUCGACCAGUACGGUCUGGACCUGGACUGGCCCGACGUGGAAGCAGAGCUGUAAGAUCCCCGUGGAGAUCGGGUCGUCGGAUUACGACGGGACGCUGAGCGUGGAGGUGGAGCGGGUCGGCCGGCCGGAUUGCGGGUCGGGUCGUCCCGACCCGGGAACGUCGCACGGUCGCGCCGUCGUCGGGAGGGCGAAGGUGGGGCUGCCGAAGUUGGGGGAGGAGAAGGGAGGGAGGUUUGGGCUCGUGAGGGCCUGCGGUGGGGAGUGUAAAGCGGAAGGGUUUGUGUUCUUGAACAUGAAGUUGGUUAAGCGGCAGAAAAGAGGUUUUGACGACGGAUUGAUUAAUUAG